This is a messenger RNA of Lolium rigidum, 1731 nucleotides long. RefSeq names its product AT-hook motif nuclear-localized protein 9-like. The transcript is spliced from 5 exons. Lineage: Eukaryota; Viridiplantae; Streptophyta; Magnoliopsida; Poales; Poaceae. The record is from RefSeq and is a predicted model, not a curated record. The coding region runs from base 42 to 1463 and encodes 473 amino acids. Gene Ontology annotation, molecular function: minor groove of adenine-thymine-rich DNA binding.
UAGCUCCCCGAAACGUCCGGUCUCGGGUGCCCAUUCCAUGAAUGGAUGGGCGGGAGUCCACCGCGACGUCGGGGCCCAACUACUCGCCCUUCUACGUGCAGCACCGCGGGAUGGGCUCGCCCCCGGCGCCGGGACCGGCCGCCGGCGCCUUCCACGCCGCGCCGCCCGGCGGCUACCGGCAGCAGCUUGACGCCGUCUCGGCCGGGUACGCCUUCCAGCAGCAGCCCUUCGGGGCCCCCGCCCACAUUGGGCAGGGAGGGUUCCACCACCAGAACGCCUCCUCGCCCCACCUGCUGCCGCCGCCCCCGCAGCAGCAGGAGCAGCAGCAGCACCAGGGCGCCGAUGGCGGCGGCAUGGGUGGUGCGGCCGCCGACGGCAAAGGGGAUCAGCAGGGGAGCGAGGGCGGCCAGGACGAGCAGGUGAAGAAGAAGCGCGGGCGGCCCAGGAAGUACAAGCCUGACGGGUCGGCCACGGCGCUGGGGCUCUCCUCGCCGUCCCCCUCCACGCCCCACUCGUCCGGCUCCGGGAUGGGGGCGAUGGUAGCCACGCCGGGCUCUGGGUUUGGGCCGGGCGCGAUUGUUACCACGCCAGCUUCAGGGGGGUCUGGUUCGGGCGCGCUGGCAGAGAAGCGGCCCAGAGGGCGCCCGCCUGGGUCCGGGAAGAUGCAGCAGCUGGCUUCGCUUGGAAAGUGGUUUCUUGGCUCUGUAGGAACAGGCUUUACUCCUCAUGUGAUUAUUAUUUCAGCCGGAGAGGACGUUCAUGCCAGAAUAAUGUCUUUCUCUCAACAAGGCCCAAGAGCUAUUUGCAUCAUUUCAGCAACAGGAGCUGUCUCCACUGCUACCCUUCUGCAGGAUUCAGAUUCUGGUUCAGUGACAUAUGAGGGUCGAUUUGAAAUCCUGUGUCUUUCUGGAUCAUAUUUGGUGCUAGAGGAAGGCGGUACCCGCACUCGAAGUGGAGGCCUUUGCAUAGCUUUGUGCGGUCCUGACCAUAGGGUUAUUGGUGGGAGUGUUGGCGGAGUCCUGACAGCAGCUGGAACUGUUCAGGUGAUAGUGGGAAGUUUCAUGUAUGGUGGUGGAUCAAAGAAAAGCAAAGCCAAAGCAGAGCAACACAUGGAGCAGAAUCAAGAGCAGAAUGGUGGCGAGGAAGAUGCCCCCACGAUGGCGCUGUCAGAUCACAACAUGCCGCCUAACCCGAUGAGCGGAUGGCCACCUGGCCUGAUGAACCAGAUGGACUCUGGGUCUCCUAUGUAUGGGGGGCCACAGAAAAACCAAGCCAAAUCUGAGCAAGACAUGGAGAAUGAGGAGCAUGAUGGGGGUGGCAGUGAAGAGCCCCUCGCAAUGGCACCUCCCGAGCACAACAUGAACAUGCCGCCCCACCCGAUGGGCGGAUGGGCACCAGCAGGCCUGAUGAGGCAGAUGGAUUCGAGAUCUUCCAACAUCGACAUCAACUCCAUCCGCGAGUAGGUUGUUGCCCGAGAAACUAGUCUUGUUAGAGGAGUUGCUGCGGAUUCCUGAUGCGGCAGUCGUGAUAGAAACCCUGCUUAUCGAUUGUACUGCGAGAUGUUGUAUUAGAAUGAUGGAUCCUGCGUAUUAUAUAGAAGAAGAAAGAGAAGAGACCUGGGUAUUGAGUUGGUACUUGCAGCUGCUGUUGUUUGUCUCUGGGUUAACUGAUCUCCCAAUCCUAUUUGUUUUGAUGGAAUAAUGCUGGAAAAAUACCAAUGUACUCCUUGUA